This is a messenger RNA of Paramormyrops kingsleyae, 6398 nucleotides long. RefSeq names its product inositol hexakisphosphate and diphosphoinositol-pentakisphosphate kinase 2-like. The record is from RefSeq and is a predicted model, not a curated record. Gene Ontology annotation, cellular component: cytosol. Gene Ontology annotation, biological process: inositol phosphate biosynthetic process; inositol metabolic process. Gene Ontology annotation, molecular function: 5-diphosphoinositol pentakisphosphate 1-kinase activity; inositol hexakisphosphate kinase activity. Lineage: Eukaryota; Metazoa; Chordata; Actinopteri; Osteoglossiformes; Mormyridae.
UUAGUUCUGUCAUAAUUAGCUCCUUUGUAGAUAAAUUAGAUUUCCCUGGGAAUCACUUAGCAUGAAUAAUUGUUCCGUUUUCUCUGCACACCAUUGCGUACUUUAAGCAGAUAAUUAAUGCAGCUGUCACAAUUAAUUAGACAUUUAUAAUAAGUGAUUGAAGUUAGUCAGCUCAGUUACUGAGCGUUUACCCAUGCAUGAAGGAGAUAGAUAAGCAUCGCUUUGAUUUUCUCAUUGGGUUCUCAAAUGACAGCCAUCACUGUUUAUGAGCGAUUUUAAUGUUUAUUUGGGUCUCGAACACAUCCGGCCGCUCAGUUCAACCAAUGUUGCGAGCAAACUGUGCAGGCGGCUGAUUCUGCUCCUUGACCUCUCAUAACAUUUAUGCAGUUUUGUUUUUCCUAUUAAAAAACGUUUACAUGCAAAUACUGACUAGUUAUUUUUAUCCCGUCGCCCACUUCAGGCGUAAUGGAAAGAAGCUCUGUAUCGAAACCCCCAAUAAGGAACUCUGCUAGGCCAAUAUUAACUUCCUAAUUACGCUUAUAGAAGUGAUGCAAGUUGCCAACAAAUAUUUAAAACCUUAGUUAUUGGGCUUGGUAGUGUUUCCUUUUCGGAUUAAACGAACUGUCAUUACCUCAUUAGCCGAAUGACAAGUUUAAGAGCUUUGCCUAAAUCAUAUGAAAACCACCGGUUUACAAAGUGUGACAUGCAUGCCAUCGUGCACACGCUAGGUGGCAGUGUGGAAUGCUGAAGAACCUACAGUAUCUUUAAUUAAGAAACUUGAUCCUCGUGUAACUGCUCUUAUAUCGUCUUUAAGCCAUGUAUUCGUUACUUGAAACCACUUUUCCUGGUGAGGAUUUUGGUGCAUUUAGUUACAUGUUUCACUGAAGUAUUUCCAUCUAUUUAAAUGGCAAAUGUUGAAGGGAAAGUGGUUCAUAUACAGUGGCUCAGUGGGUAGCACUGUCGCAGCACACAUCUGGGGUUGGGUGUGAGGAAUCCCGCCUCUGUCCAGGUCAUGUGAUCACCCCACAUCGUCUGGAUUUCCUCCGUGGUCUCCGGUUUCCUGCCGUAGUCCAAAGACAUGCACUUCAGCUAAUUAGUGUAUUUAACUUUCUCUUAGUGUGUGUGACUGUGUAUGCAGGUGCCCUAUGCAGGUCUGGCAUCCCAUUCAGACUAUAUCCAGCUGUGCCCUGUGCUGCCUGGGUCGCCCCCCCCUACUCAGGAUGAUCACUUAGAAGAUUGAUGGAUGUUUUUCAUAUAUAAGUAGGAAGAAAAGUUGUGUUUUUAUGGGUUUGUACUGAUGUGUUGUUAUGGAGUUGCGUUAGACUGAUGCUAUAAGUUUUCUGAAUGUAGUUUGACAGGUCUGUCAUAUGGGAGCAGAAGUCAUUAGUUCCAUCUUGACCAGAGUUCACCUUAUACCAAACACAUUUCAGCUCCAGGAAACAAACCAAGUGUAACACCCCUCCUCUCCCAGCCCAACUUAAUGCCCCCCAAGCUUAGGCCUGGGUCUGGGCUCUGCUACCUUUCUCAGCACCAAGGAGGUGUUUCCUGAACUGUGACACCUCUACCAUAGAUGUUGGGUCAUGGCAAGGUGUAGGUAAAGUUAUGUAAACCAUCUUGGAGGCUGCCACCAUUGUCUCGAUCAUCCCGGGGGAUAUUGGGGUUGUGUAGAUCAUCUACUUCUAGUGUUCAUAGGGAGCUUUCAGUGCCCCUAGUCACCCCGGUGCCGCAUCGGUGGUGUUCUGGCACGCAAUGGCACAGCCGGACAGCAAGGGUCCACACGGAGGGCUGUGAUGCCCGCGCCCCACCGUCCUGGGAGCCGGCGUGCCACUCCCACCUUCUUCAUUGGCUCUGAGGAGGAUGAGCACACGGGCCCGGGGGACAGCGGAAUGAGGACUGACGCGGAGCUGCCAGAGGACAACGAUGAGGGAGACUCUCCUCCCGAGAGGCAAAUCGUGGUGGGGAUCUGCUCCAUGAUGAAGAAGUCCAAAUCCAAGCCCAUGACCCAGAUCCUGGAGCGACUCUGCAAGUUCGAGUACAUCACGGUGGUCAUCUUCCCCGAGGAGGUGAUCCUGAGCGAGCCGGUGGAGCAGUGGCCCCUCUGCGACUGUCUCAUCUCCUUCCACUCCAAAGGGUUUCCUCUAGACAAGGCAGUGAGUUACGCCAAGCUGAGAAAUCCACUUCUUAUCAAUGACUUGAACAUGCAGUAUUUCAUACAAGACAGGAGGGAGGUGUAUCGGAUCUUGAGGGAGGAGGGCAUCGACUUGCCUCGUUACGCUGUGCUGAACCGGGACCCCGACAGACCAGAGGAGUGCAACCUGGUGGAGGGUGAGGACCACGUGGAGGUCAACGGAGAGGUCUUCCAGAAACCCUUUGUGGAAAAGCCCGUCUGUGCUGAAGACCACAAUGUGUACAUCUACUACCCUACCUCUGCUGGCGGGGGUAGCCAGCGCCUCUUCCGGAAGAUUGGCAGCCGCAGCAGUGUGUACUCGCCCGAGAGCAGCGUCCGCAAGACAGGAUCUUACAUCUACGAAGAGUUCAUGCCCACCGAUGGCACAGAUGUCAAGGUGUACACAGUGAGCCCUGACUAUGCCCACGCUGAGGCACGGAAGUCACCUGCCCUGGAUGGCAAGGUAGAGCGCGACAGCGAAGGCAAAGAGGUCCGCUACCCCGUGAUGCUGACCGCCAUGGAGAAGUUGGUGGCUCGCAAGGUCUGUCUGGCAUUCAAGCAAACCGUGUGUGGGUUCGAUCUGCUUCGUGCAAAUGGCCACUCCUUUGUCUGUGAUGUCAAUGGCUUCAGCUUCGUGAAGAACUCCAUGAAGUACUAUGACGACUGUGCCAAAAUCCUAGGGAACAUCGUGAUGCGGGAGCUGGCUCCACAGUUUCACAUCCCUUGGUCCAUCCCGACUGAAGCUGAAGACAUUCCCAUCGUUCCCACCACCUCUGGAACCAUGAUGGAGUUGCGCUGUGUGAUCGCGGUAAUACGACACGGCGACCGGACGCCAAAGCAGAAGAUGAAGAUGGAAGUGAGGAACCCAAUGUUCUUUGAUUUGUUCGAGAAAUAUGGAGGUUACAAAACGGGCAAGCUGAAGCUGAAAAAGCCGAAACAGCUGCAGGAGCUGUUGGACAUAGCCCGGCAGCUGCUGGCAGACCUGGGCCAACACAACGACUGUGAGAUUGAGGAGAAGAAGUCAAAACUUGAGCAGCUGAGGACGGUUCUGGAGAUGGAAUCCAGUGUGAAUGACUACCAGUGCGCCCUUCUUACGCCUGUUGUCUUUGACAGGAGUAAAAGGUACGGCCAUUUCUCAGGAAUCAACCGGAAAGUGCAGCUCACCUACCUGCCACAUGGGCAACCGAAAACCUCCAGUGAGGAGGAAGACUGCCGAAAAGAGGACCCCUCUCUGCUGCUGGUGCUGAAGUGGGGCGGUGAGCUGACCCCAGCGGGCCGGGUGCAGGCGGAGGAGCUGGGCAGGGCUUUCCGCUGCAUGUACCCUGGAGGACAAGAUGGUAGUCGCAGGUCCCUGGGUUGUGAGUCCCCUAUUGGCUGUGGGGACUACGCCGGCUUUCCUGGCUGUGGUCUCCUCCGCCUGCACAGCACCUACCGACACGACCUCAAGAUCUACGCCUCCGAUGAGGGAAGGGUUCAGAUGACCGCUGCCGCCUUCGCCAAGGGCCUACUGGCCCUGGAGGGGGAGCUGACGCCCAUCCUGGUGCAGAUGGUGAAGAGCGCCAACAUGAACGGGCUCCUGGACAGCGACAGCGACUCCCUCACCGGCUGCCAGCGCCGCGUGAAGGCCCGUCUGCACGAGAUCAUGCAGCAGGACAAGGACUUCAGCGAGGACGACUUCAACUGGCUUGCCCCGACCAGCAGUCCUUCCUUGGUUAACUCCAUGAAGGUGGUGGGGAACCCCGUGAAGACUUGCGACAAGGUCUACGCCCUUAUCCAGAGCCUGACCUCCCAGAUCCGCAGAAGACUGGAGGACCCCAAAUCUGCAGACCUGCAGCUGUACCACAGUGAGACCCUGGAACUGAUGCUUCAGCGCUGGUCCAAGCUGGAGCGGGACUUCCGGACGAAAAGCGGCCGCUAUGAGAUCAGCAAGAUCCCGGACAUCUACGACUGCGUGAAGUACGACGUGCAGCACAACAGCUCACUGGGCUUGGAGGACAUGCAGGAGCUGUUCUGUUUGUCCCGGGCCCUGGCUGAUAUAAUCAUCCCUCAGGAAUACGGCAUUCACAAAGACGAAAAGCUGGACAUCGCCUAUGCCUACUGCCUCCCGCUGGUGAAGAAGAUCCAGCUGGACCUGCAGAGGACUCACGAGGAUGAGUCGGUCAACAAGCUGCACCCGCUGUAUUCCCGUGGGGUGAUGUCGCCGGGACGGCACGUUCGCACGAGGCUGUACUUCACCAGCGAGAGUCACGUCCAUUCCCUCCUCAGCAUCUUCCGCUACGGAGGCCUGCUUGACGAGGAGAAGGACCAACAGUGGAAGAGGGCCAUGGAUUACCUGAGUGCGGUUUCAGAACUGAACUACAUGACCCAGAUCGUCAUUAUGCUAUAUGAAGACAACAACAAGGACCCCUUCUCUGAGGAACGCUUUCAUGUGGAGCUACACUUCAGUCCCGGAGUUAAGGGCUGCGAGGAUGAAGAGAAUGCCCCAAUGGGCUUCGGUUUCCGCCCUGCCUCUGCUGAGAAGACUGACCCCGGCAGCCUGGAGGACCUGUCGCGCGAUGAGCCGGAUCGUGCCAUGCUGCUCUCCGAACCGGCCGCUGUCCGGAGACGCUCGCCGCUCAUUCGCAACCGCAAGGCCGGCUCUGUGGAGGUGCUUUCGGAUGCCUCCUCCAAGGCUAGCAGCUUCAGGUUCUUCCCCUCCUGCCCCCAGCACCCCCCGGAGAUAAAGCAGAGUGGAUUAGGCCCCCAGUGCACUGGAAUCUUUAGCACCACCGUCCUGGGGGGCUCCUCCAGUGCCCCUGACCUGCGAGACUACGCUUGCACACACUGCAAAAAACUCUUCUCUGGCAACCAGGGCCACGAGGACGGGUUCGAGGGCUGCUCCAUGGUUCCCUCCAUCUAUCCGCUGGAAACGCUGCACAACUCUCUGUCUCUCAAGCAGAUGGACGAGUUCCUGACCGCUGUAUGCAAGAGUGGUGGCUACUCUCACUCCAAAGCCAGCAAAGCGCUGUCAACCAUGUUAGAUUCUCAGAGCCAGCCAGCUGCGGACGCCUACGUCCCCCAGGAAGUACUGUCCUCCUUGGUCUCACUCUGCUGUGAAUCGGACUCCUGUACAGCAGGACCCGGCCAGGCUAAUCCUUAGUGGACCUGGUGGAGGGUCUCUUAGCAGACAGAAGAUCACCUGUCCACAUCAGUAAAGGCCAAAGUACCCGUCCCGUGGAUGGAGAGUCAUUCCGCAGCUAAGGCUUUAACAACAGUUUAGAGCUGGUGCUCUCCAUCACCGUUUGGCCCCCGGUUGUGCUUGCAAGCAGUAGGGGACCCUGCAGCACUCACUCAAGCUUCCCACAUCACCCCAGAGUGGCAAGGAGAAGCCCUGGUUAGCCAAGUCAGUCAUAGCUCAGCCAAGCGCACUAUCGCCUCCAGCUGCGUUUCUCCAGCAGUCUACCAGUCAGUGGUAGCCUGUCACACCAGCCACUGUCAGAUAGGCUUCAAAGACUCAAGAAGCUUCUGGCCCGGUAUGGCUUGGGCCAAGCCAUCCUACAAGUCGUCAGGUUUGUUCUCGGUGUUACUGUGGGGAAGCUGGAGAGAACGGGAAUGCUUUGCUGGACACCUGAUGCAGGAAUUGCGGAGACUGGAGCGAUCCACGUGUGUGUGGCUCAGCGUUGGAGAGCGCAAGGGCAAGGUGAAAGACAGCGACUGUUUCCAAACGCUGUCUGACAUCAAAGCGAAGGAGUGGAAAUAAUCCUCUCCUAGGAGUCCUGAGGGGCUCAGCCAAUUAACACACUUUUCUGUAAUUCAGUAAUUCAUGUGGUGGUUUAAUCCUGGGCUACUCUGUCUGUCAGGGGUUCGAGAAAAUCUUACAGAUCCAAAAUGUGUCAAACAGCUGAUUAAUCCCUCACUGAAGCCAAUAGUGAUUUUGUUUGAUAAUGAAGUACCUGCAUCUUACCUAAGGACUGUGGAACUGAAACAGGUGAAUAUCACCUUAAAGAUGUUCAUGCUGCAUAUCAGGUUCCCCUUGGUUCCUUUGGUACCAUCUCCCAUAAGUGCCUCCCCUGAUACACGGUGCCAGCCAAUUGCCGCAUGCCGGCGAGCCCCCUCUCGUGCUUUCACCCACACUGUGUACAGGGGGCGGUCCAUUGUGGCGAUCCCUUGUCUCUGGGGCCUUUUGCUGAAGAGCAGGGAUUUCAAAUGCUCACAGACUGGAACAAAACUGGCAACUGUUGGUAGGUAAAUC